AUGGAUUUCCUAAACUUUACUGAACAAAAUUAUACACUGGAACAAAAUGAUACAUCAGAAGAACAACGUAAAAAAGUAACAUCCAAGAUUCUGGUUUCUCUUACCCUUUCUGUGCUAGCAGUAAUGACAACUGUCAUUAACUCUAUGGUCAUGACGGCAAUAAUUGUGACACGGAAGCUCCACCAUCCUGCCAACUAUUUAAUUUGCUCCCUAGCCGUCACUGAUUUCCUGGUUGCCAUCUUAGUCAUGCCCUUCAGCAUUGUCUAUAUUGUCAAAGAGACCUGGAUCAUGGGUCAGGUGAUGUGUGACAUUUGGCUCAGCGUUGACAUCACCUGCUGUAGCUGUUCCAUCUUACAUCUCUCAGCUAUUGCUUUGGAUCGCUACCGAGCAAUCACAGAUGCUGUGGAGUAUGCUAGGAAGCGAACGCCUAAACAUGCAGGCAUCAUGAUUGCCAUUGUGUGGAUCAUUUCCAUCUUCAUCUCAAUGCCGCCAUUGUUUUGGAGGCACCAGGCAGCCAGCAGGGAUGAUGAAUGCAUCAUUAAGCACGACCACAUCGUUUUUACCAUUUACAGCACAUUUGGAGCCUUUUACAUCCCCCUGGCAUUGAUCCUGAUCCUUUACUACAAAAUAUACAAGGCAGCCAAGACUUUUCACAGAAGGAGCGUGAGCCGGGUUCUCAAAGAGGAAGUCAAUGGACAGGGCCUCUUGGAAGCAGGUGAAAAAAGCUGUCGGCUAGCUUCAACAGCAUCAUGCACGAAAGAUAAAAGAUCUAACCCUUCAGGAGAUUUGGAAAGAAUCCACCUCUCCCUGCGAAGCCCCGACUCUGAGUCCAAAAAUGAAAAAGGAUGGAGGAGACAAAGAAUUUCAACCACAAGAGAGCGCAAGGCAGCAACUACCCUGGGCUUGAUUUUGGGUGCCUUUGUGAUUUGCUGGCUCCCCUUCUUUGUGAAGGAGGUGGUCGUUAAUACCUGUGAAAGAUGUCAGAUUUCAGAAGAAAUGUCCAAUUUUCUGACAUGGUUGGGAUAUAUCAAUUCACUUGUUAACCCGCUGAUUUACACCAUCUUUAAUGAAGAUUUCAAGAAAGCAUUCCAGAAACUUGUCCAGUGCAAAAGCUCUCUUUGAGGGGUGGGAUGAUGUACUGUUUGGUCAAUUUAGAGAAUGGCUUUGAGAAAGAAUUUGGUAAUGGAUUCAUAGUUCUGCCCAUGGUGGAACCAUGUCACACUCUACUGGAGAAUUCAAUUGAAUCCAGAAAGUUCCAGUGAGAGUCUAGAAAGUUUCAAGGAUAUUGUAGGCCAUGCAUGCAUCUCUAGCACCACAACAGUUCUGGAGGCAUAAGCACAGCCUGUAAUAUCACUGCCUCAACCUUACCCAGAAAUGCUAGAAUAAUUUGGAAUGUUUAAUUUCUGGAGGCAGAUGUUGGGCGGAAAUCUGGACACACGCAUAUACACACUCACACACAAAGAUCCAGCUCCACCAAACCUUUUUCUGGAGUGCAUCUCUAAUAUUUAUAUAUUUACUUUUAAGAAUACAUGCUGUGGUUUUUAAGA
Elgaria multicarinata webbii is the source of this 1547-nucleotide messenger RNA. It is a transcript of the gene HTR1F, whose product is annotated as 5-hydroxytryptamine receptor 1F. The coding region runs from base 1 to 1122 and encodes 373 amino acids. The transcript has a single exon. Gene Ontology annotation, biological process: G protein-coupled dopamine receptor signaling pathway; adenylate cyclase-activating adrenergic receptor signaling pathway. Lineage: Eukaryota; Metazoa; Chordata; Lepidosauria; Squamata; Anguidae. Gene Ontology annotation, cellular component: plasma membrane. The record is from RefSeq and is a predicted model, not a curated record. Gene Ontology annotation, molecular function: G protein-coupled serotonin receptor activity; dopamine neurotransmitter receptor activity, coupled via Gs.